This is a messenger RNA of Carlito syrichta (Philippine tarsier), 3051 nucleotides long. It is a transcript of the gene NDRG4, whose product is annotated as NDRG family member 4. Lineage: Eukaryota; Metazoa; Chordata; Mammalia; Primates; Tarsiidae. Gene Ontology annotation, cellular component: cytoplasm. Gene Ontology annotation, biological process: positive regulation of ERK1 and ERK2 cascade; signal transduction; brain development. The record is from RefSeq and is a predicted model, not a curated record.
CUCCUUCCCUAGGCCUCCUGCUCCACGACGUGACCAUGGCAGGCCUGCAGGAGCUGCGAUUCCCGGAGGAGAAGCCGCUGCUCCGGGGCCAGGACGCAACCGAGCUGGAGAACUCCGAUGCUUUCCUCUUGGCUGUGGACACAGACUGGAAGGAACACGACAUUGAGACGCCCUACGGCCUUUUGCACGUGGUGAUCCGGGGCUCCCCCAAGGGAAACCGUCCAGCCAUCCUCACCUACCAUGAUGUGGGCCUCAACCACAAGCUAUGCUUCAACACCUUCUUCAACUUCGAGGACAUGCAGGAGAUCACCAAACAUUUUGUGGUGUGCCACGUGGAUGCCCCCGGACAGCAAGUGGGAGCGUCACAGUUUCCUCAGGGGUACCAGUUCCCCUCCAUGGAGCAACUGGCUGCCAUGCUUCCCAGCGUUGUGCAGCAUUUUGGGUUCAAGUACGUGAUUGGCAUCGGAGUGGGAGCCGGAGCCUAUGUGCUGGCCAAGUUUGCACUCAUCUUCCCCGACCUGGUGGAGGGGCUGGUGCUGAUGAACAUUGAUCCCAACGGCAAAGGCUGGAUCGACUGGGCAGCCACCAAGCUCUCUGGCCUGACUAGUACUUUACCUGACACAGUGCUGUCUCACCUUUUUAGUCAGGAAGAGCUGGUGAACAACACGGAGUUGGUGCAGAGCUACCGGCAGCAGAUUGGGAACGUGGUGAACCAGGCCAACCUGCAGCUCUUCUGGAACAUGUACAACAGCCGCAGAGACCUGGACAUUAACCGACCCGGGAUGCCCAAUGCUAAGACUCUCCGCUGCCCAGUGAUGCUGGUGGUCGGGGAUAAUGCGCCCGCUGAGGAUGGGGUGGUGGAGUGCAACUCCAAACUGGACCCAAGCACCACGACCUUCCUGAAGAUGGCAGACUCUGGGGGGCUUCCCCAGGUCACACAGCCAGGGAAGCUAACUGAAGCCUUCAAAUACUUCCUGCAAGGCAUGGGCUACAUGCCCUCGGCCAGCAUGACUCGUCUGGCACGCUCUCGUACCGCGUCCCUCACCAGUGCCAGCUCAGUGGAUGGCAGCCGCCCGCAGGCCUGCACCCACUCAGAAAGCAGCGAGGGACUGGGCCAGGUCAACCACACCAUGGAGGUGUCCUGUUGAAGCCCUCGGUCCCACCGAAGACACCCACCUGCCCACCCGCGUCGAGGUCCCACUGCCAUCUUUGCGCCAGCUCAUUUUCCCUUUAGUUUAUUUUUGUGGGGGCAAAGGGGUUACUUCUCUUGUGUGUGAAAAAACAAGGGGAUCCAUCUUAGAUGCUGCAGCGGAACAGUCUCCAGAUGGUUUGAGGGGCUCACUCCUCCCCCCAUCCCACUCAACAUGCUGACCUGGCUGACUCCUGCCAUCCCACUCCCUGUGGCCCAGGCCUGGGCAGGGGGGAGCAAUGGGAGGCAGGAGAUGAGUGAAGCAUCCAGACUGUUCCUGGAUUCAAGCUAGUUCACCUUGGGAUGAGCCCUUGGACAGGCAGGUUUGAGGAUGGGAGGGGCUUUGAGGGGGUGGGUCCUGGGCCAGCAGGAGCACGAGUCCGGCUCAGGCCCUGGUGUGGGAGCUGGAGUGCCCUUCCCCCACCCGUCACCAAGCACACCUGUUUGUCUUGUAGCACAUGUGACAAUCAUCUGGACAGUGGCCACAAGGGGUGCUCUGACCAGGCAGCGGUUUUCCUGGUGCUCUGGGCCGGGCUGGUGCUGUAGGGCCAGGCAGGCAGGGGCUGAAGGGGUUUAUCUGCCUAAGGAAGACAGAACACGGAGAACCCUGAGGGCAGGAAUGCCAGACUGUCCCUUCUAGCCCACACACUCUGCCCCCUCCUGACCCUGUCCCAUUUCUGAGCCGAGGUCUCCCUGAGGCGGAAGGUCACCUGGUCCUCUGGUCUCCAUAGUGACCUGACUAGAGGGUGAGGGAGAAGGCUGGGAUGGCCAGUGUGUGUUGUGUGCACCCCCAAGGACUUUGCGGUGACUGCCUUUGAGAGCCAGCAGGUAGCCAGAGGCACGGGAAGCUGAGAGUCUUUGUAGACCCCUCUUUGCCCCCAAGUUCCCUAGAGGACAACCCAGUCAGCAGCAACGUGGUAUUUCUAGGCAGAGCUCUGGUCAAGUGUGCCAGCGGUUCCUGUAGGCAUCGUUGACGAAGAGAGUUUAUUUGGCAAGAACUGGCCCGAGGCAGCGAGGCUUCUGCAGCCCCACAUCCACAUCUCCGCCUGCUGGACAGGGCUUGGGCUAGGACUUGCUGGGUCCUGGGUGUGGGCUGAAGGUCCUUGAAGUGAGCGAGUGAUGAGUGCCAGGUAGAGGAGAAAGGCUCUCCACACGCCCCAGCCCCCUCCUGCCCCCCGAAGCCCAGGACUGUGCCGUAUAUGUCCCGUCUACCCACCUUACCCAGGAGACUCUCCUGGCCCAGAAACCAGAGCCAUUCGCCUUGGAGCCUAGAUCAAUGGUCACAAACCCCGAAACAGGAGACAGCGAUGGACAAAUGAAGGGCUGUGGGGGGGGGCUGUGGGGUGUUCUGAGGCUGAGGACACCUACAUCCAUGUUUCCUCCAUACACAUCACCCUCCUAGAAUCUUAAGCCAUGACUAGACUGCUCUAGAGCCUUGUGGAGUGUUCGUCUGUCCCAGUUCUAUUCACUCACGUGCUUCCUUUGAACACUGAAUGUGACUGUUUGAAAGCUGGUAGAAUUAAUCCCUCUUACUGUAGAUAGCAAUGCGAAUCUUGAAUUUCUUUUUUUUUUUUUUGCUGUGUUUUCAGGUGAGAUGUCUAUAAAUAUACAUUAUAUAUAUAUGUAUAUCAGGUCCUCCUGCAUAUGGUUUUCCCUCGGAGGUUGUCUCUUCUUUGGUCAAGGUAAACUUUUAAUGGAGUUUAUUAUUUUCUUCUCUGUACAAAACGAAGAGCCUACUUUUGUGUAUUCUGGUGGUUGAUGUCAUGAGACUUUGAGAUGACAAAAUGUAAACAAGAUGAAAAUCCUUGUCAACGUAGAAAGAGUUAACUGUGCUGAAAAACUAAUAAAGAGCCUAAGAAGAA